CACUUUCAAGGUCUGUUGCUAUUCAGUAACAGUCAUUGUCCAGAUGCGCCUGCCGCCGCGUUCGUUUGCUCGCGACCCCGCAGAUGACUCUUUCUUCACCGCAAGAGGGAGAUUGGUCAGGUCUCGGAGAAGUUAAAGCUAAAGACUCGUACGCUCGCUGCUGAAAGCUUGCGAUCCUACUGCUCGGCACGUCUCACUCAUAUAUCGUUCACCCAGUUUUGCAACAAUGCCUCACGCUGUUCUUGAUGACGACGGGAUCGACGCCCGCGACGACGAGCUCAUCGCCAGCCUCUUGAACACCGACGCUCAAGAUGUCGACCAACUUGACUUUAGCAGAGAGCUCGAACCGGGCGAGAAAGCCGAUGAUGCUCAGGACUUUGAGGAUAUUGGAGACGAUGACUUGGCCGACGAUGAGGACGAGAUCGUGCCAAACCCGGACAGAGUUGAUAUGAAUGGACACUCUUUCGAUGAUACGCAAGACGGUGCGGAUGGUAUCUUUGACGACGGCUUCGACGCUCUUUUCGAUGAUGCGCCUUCUCCCCCAACGGACGGCACGGCUACACAGAAGGUUGUCGGGAACGAAGACGACAAAGAUGAUCUACAUGGGCUGUUCGAAGACGAAGACGAUCAUAAUACUGACCAAGCUAAUGGAAUCGCUCCCAUAUCUCACAACGCGACCCAGCUUGAGGACGAAGAGAAGGAGGAUUCAGAUUUGGCAGACGAAACUCAAGGGCCUUCACCAAAUCCUGUAGACGACGGAAGUCUGGACCAUAUCGAGGACCCAGCCGAGAGAGCGCAACUCCUGGAACAGCUUGAGUUAUUCGGCUUUCACCGCGACAGGCAGACUCGGACUGUCACGGCGGAUAUUCCACCGCCACCUGAGACCGACAAGGAACUGUUCCGCACAAUCUUCCCACUGUUCGAGGAAGACAAACCUGUCAGGUGGAAGAAAGUGCUACCCCAGAAACGUGCAUAUUUCGUUGGCAAACAGCCUCUCAAACCACCAAAGUCGAUUCAGCCAUCCAAGGUGACCCUUGAUCUUAUGCCGGACCAGGAGAAAUUGUUCAGGCUGCCACCUUCGACCACUGCACCAACAAAAACCCGAGCCGAGGAAGCUGCACAAAGAGGACUAAUUCUCGUUACAACCCAUGAUACACAGGAUAAGGAAGAGGAAGAGUCAGAUGUAGAUGAUAUGGACGAUAACGAGCCCGUUGGUGGCUUUAGAUGGCAAGACCUAGAAGUCGUUUGUGCAGACUGGGACCUCUCAAGCUCAAGUGAUGCAUCUGAAUAUGGCGAUAUUGUACUACCUCCUGCUAAGAAGCAGAAGGGAAACCAGAUGGACCAGAGUGGGCUUUUACACCGUUUCUACGAGGAUUUUCCUUCGCUUGAGGACCCUGAAGCUACAACUGCGAAACUGGCGACUAAGAUUACUUUGGAUAUGAACGAUCCACAUUUAAUGCUCCACGAAAUGGACGCCAAUAUUACCCCUCGAAUACCUCGCAAACCUGGACUGGAAUUCAAGCGAGACGUGAGCGGAAGUUUCACUCGUGCGCUAUCUAAACGAUUCAAUAUCUCUAAUGACGAGGCUUACGACGCCCUCAAAGAGAACCACCACAACAACAAGGUUCGCCACCUCAUCGGCACCGAGAGCCUCGAACACGCAACACCGGCAUUACGGCUACAGUUCCCAUUCUACAAGGUGAAGAUGAGUGCUCGAGAAUGUCGGUCUUUCCACAGACCCCAAAUGCAUUUUAAGGCCCCCGAGCUAGCUAAAGUUACGAAAAAUCGUCGCGUAAAGCGAAAGCUGCUAAAGGGCCUAUCUGCGAAGGAGAUCUACGCUACAUCCGACAGUCUUUCUUUAGCAGAUAAUUCCGACAUGAUUCUCUUCGAGUACUCCGAGGAGCAACCUAUGAUGAUGUCGAAUUUCGGAAUGCAUAGUCGUCUCAUCAACUAUUACAAGCGAAAAGAUGAUGCGGAUACGCAGAGGCCGAAGAAAGAGCUUGGUGAAACAUCCGUAUUAUUACCACAAGACGAUAGUCCAUUUUCCAAAUUCGGCACAGUGGAACCUGGCGAGAUGACUUCAGCACUGAGCAAUCAGAUGUUCCGCGCUCCUGUAUUCCAACACGAGCCGAAGAACAGUGAUUUCCUGAUCAUUCGGAGCACUACCGGAGAGAACGGCCAUAGUUGGCAUGUGAGGAACAUCUCAAACCUGAUGGUCGUUGGCCAACAGUUUCCCAAUAUGGAGAUACCUGGAACUCAUUCGCGCAAAGUGACUGAAGCUGCCAAGAACCGAUUGAAGAUGAUUGCGUACCGGAUAUACCGUAGUAAUUCUCGCCGGAAGGUCAAGGGCGCUCUUCUUAGCAAUGAAAUGAUACGAGAGCAUCUUCCUGGAACAGACAUCGCCCAGAACCGUGGAAAGCUGAGAGAGUUCAUGCAGUACGACAAAGAACGUGCCUCCUGGAAUCCUAACCCCGCUGAAUACACAGACGACGCACCUGUCGAAUCGCUUCGAAAGAUAGUUCCGGAAACAAUCUGCCUACUGGACGCCACACAAGUCGGAGCCCAGUAUCUGCAAGACGCAGGUUAUAACAAAACUGAUAAUGAUCAAGAGGACGUCGACGAAGACGGCGAGACUAUGGAGGAGCAGAUGGCGCCCUGGCAGCUCACCAAGAAUUUCUUGAAUGCUGCAGCUGGCAAGGCCAUGGUCGAGAUUCAUGGGCCUGGCGACCCUACUGGAUGUUCCGAGGCUUUCAGUUUCAUCAAAGUUUCAAUGAAAGGUGGCUUUCGUGCACUGGGUGAGAGUAUCGAGGACCAGCUCGAUGCUCAGAAAAAGAAAGCAAACAGUGGGCAUAAUUACAACGUGGCCACUCAAGAACAGAAGUACAGAGAGGCCAUAACGAGAACUUGGAAUGCCCAAAAACAGAGCCUCAGUUCAACCGUUGAACAAGAAGGCUUUGAUGCAGAUGGCGUGGACAAUGUCGAGGAAGUGGUUGAUAACGGUCGAGAACCUACGCCACAUCACGUGGGCGGGUCCCAGUAUGGGACGCCCAUGCGCAACGACGAUGAUACUAUGAGUCAAUUCAGUAGACUUAGCCGAUCCAGCCAGAAAGGCAAGAUGCUGAAAAUCACGCGGACGGUGCUUGAUACGUAUGGGAACCCGAAGACAGAGCGCGAGGUUAUCAAAAACCCCCGGGUCAUUCGAGAGUACCUGAAAAGGCAAAGCGCCGCCCACCUCGAAGACAUUAAGAAAGAUUUAUUCAAUCUGAAGCCCACGGGUGAUGAGGCCAAAGAUGCUUUGCGAGAGAGAGCUCUUCGCGACGAACUUCUGCGUCUUGAGCGCAACCAAGAACGCCGCAUGGGCCGCGAGAAAGCCAAGGGUGUCUACAACCCAUCUAAUUCCGACUCUCCUGGUACAGGAAAGCACGUUGGUACCCACCGCAAGUUUUUAUUCUCUCUCUCCUCCCGGCGAAAGGAUCAUAAGUAUGCUGACGCAACUUCAACAGGCUCUGCCCAAUGCAAAACGGCACGAUCCAGGGACCCGAGGAUUCUGAUGCUGCGUUUCCUAUGCCCACUAUAUAAUCGCCUCUCCCACCUCUAUACGCGUAGCUUCACGUCUUGUUUUCCUGAAUUUUCAUUCUGCAUGCAGAUGUUUCGACCUCCUUGGCGUUGAUACGGUGUAACAUGGCGCAGUAAUUGGACUAAAAGGUCAGCUAUUGUUACAGUUUGACAGCGAGCUACGCCGGUCGGCUCGUGGGAAGUCCCGCCUUUGAAAUAUAUAAGGCCUGGUCUUUGAUCGGAAAUGAAUCGCACCAUUCAGCAGUGAAGAUGUAAGAUAGGUAUUCGUCUUUCCAAUUCAGUAGCGAUCACUGGUGGAUUGCGACGGUGAAUGAAACGGGCUGCGUGCAAUAUUUACGCAUGAGGACGACUCGAAUGCAGAGCGAGCAUUGUUAUUACCAUAUAGGUUAGAUUAACUCAGUACAGUAAACCUUG
Molecule: messenger RNA, 3990 nt
Organism: Pseudovirgaria hyperparasitica
Lineage: Eukaryota; Fungi; Ascomycota; Dothideomycetes; Acrospermales; Acrospermaceae
Exons: 4
Coding region: 227-3670 (1147 amino acids)
Biological process (GO): transcription by RNA polymerase II; RNA polymerase II preinitiation complex assembly
Cellular component (GO): transcription factor TFIID complex
Molecular function (GO): TBP-class protein binding; histone acetyltransferase activity; RNA polymerase II general transcription initiation factor activity
Source: RefSeq, a predicted model, not a curated record